Messenger RNA from Sceloporus undulatus (fence lizard), 3325 nucleotides. It is a transcript of the gene KCNN1, whose product is annotated as potassium calcium-activated channel subfamily N member 1. The coding region runs from base 15 to 2198 and encodes 727 amino acids. Gene Ontology annotation, cellular component: plasma membrane; neuronal cell body; neuron projection. The record is from RefSeq and is a predicted model, not a curated record. NCBI's taxonomy places the organism in Eukaryota, Metazoa, Chordata, Lepidosauria, Squamata, Phrynosomatidae. Gene Ontology annotation, biological process: potassium ion transmembrane transport. The transcript is spliced from 11 exons. Gene Ontology annotation, molecular function: small conductance calcium-activated potassium channel activity; calmodulin binding.
CCGUGGCGAGGGGGAUGCCGGCGGGGGUGCUGGUGGGGUCCGGUCCCCGAGGCCCCGCUGCUGCUCCUGCCUCCUCCUUCCUCCCCGGACGGCGCUCCCCGGGGCAGCUGGUCUUCCUCUCCCUGCAAGCCCUCUGCGCCGGAUCUUGGCAGCAGCACCAGCACCAGCACCAGCAGCAUCCUCUCGCUCCUCCCGGGCCUUGGCCUCGGCGGCGCCCGCAGCACCAGCAGCACCCUCCUCCUCCUCUUCUUCCUCCGCAGCAUCCUCCUCCUCCUCCUUGGCACCCUCCUCCGCGGAGCCUCCCGGACUGCGGCGCCGACUGGCCCCCCAAGAUCAGGGUCCGCUCCAGGCCGGGCUGCCCCUGCUGCCAGCCCCGACCCGCCUUGGUCCGCACCGGCUUCUCCCUCCUCCACCAGCCCUCCUCCUCGGCACAACUGCUCCCACCACUAGGCACCCAGGCCAGCAGCAAGCAGGCGGUCCAUGCUGACCCUCGAACCCUGAGCCAUGCCGGAUUCAAGUGUGCCGCCGCCGCUGCCGCCGCCCCUGCCCAGCCCAGCCCUUUUGCGGAGAUAGCCAUGAACAGCUGCAGGUACAACGGAGGCGUCAUCCGUCCCCUCAGCAGCCUCAGCGCCUCCUCCCACCGCAACGUCCACGAGUUAGAUGCUGAAACGCAGCCGCUCCAGACCUUCCACGACUCAGGCCUGGAGGUGGUGGUCUCCAAGGGCGAGCACGGCAAGGCCUCAGACGGAUGCCCAGAAGAAGACGCCGAGGCCCACCCCCCCGGUCACAAGAAGAACCAAAACAUCGGCUACCGGUUGGGUCACCGGCGGGCCCUCUUUGAGAAGCGGAAGCGGCUGAGUGACUACGCCCUGAUUUUUGGCAUGUUUGGCAUCGUGGUGAUGGUGACGGAGACGGAGCUGUCCUGGGGGGUCUACACGAAGGAGUCUUCAUAUUCAUUCGCCUUGAAAUGCCUUAUCAGUUUGUCUACCAUGAUUCUCCUGGGCCUCAUCAUCAUGUACCAUGCGCGAGAGAUCCAGCUCUUCAUGGUGGACAACGGCGCAGAUGACUGGCGUAUUGCCAUGACGUAUGAGCGGAUCUUCUUCAUCAGCUUGGAGCUGAUUGUCUGCGCCAUCCACCCCAUCCCUGGACAAUACUUCUUCACCUGGACCACCCGCUUGGCCUUCACCUACACCACUUCAGAGGCUCACACUGACGUGGACAUCAUCCUCUCCAUCCCCAUGUUCCUUCGGCUCUACUUGAUUGGGCGGGUCAUGCUCCUCCAUAGCAAACUCUUCACCGAUGCCUCCUCCCGCAGCAUCGGGGCCCUCAACAAGAUCAACUUCAACACCCGCUUUGUCAUGAAGACCCUCAUGACCAUCUGCCCUGGGACUGUCCUCCUGGUCUUUAGCAUCUCUUCCUGGAUCAUCGCUGCCUGGACCGUCCGUGUCUGCGAGAGGGACAAACUGUACCACGACAAACAGGAUGUGACCAGCAACUUCCUGGGUGCCAUGUGGCUCAUUUCCAUCACCUUCCUGUCCAUUGGCUACGGGGACAUGGUCCCACACACCUACUGUGGCAAAGGGGUCUGCCUGCUCACCGGAAUCAUGGGGGCUGGGUGCACGGCCCUUGUGGUUGCUGUCGUUGCUCGGAAACUCGAACUCACCAAAGCCGAGAAACACGUCCACAAUUUCAUGAUGGAUACGCAACUAACCAAGCGGGUGAAAAACUCGGCCGCCAACGUACUCAGGGAAACAUGGCUCAUCUAUAAGCACACAAAGCUGGUGAAGAAAGUCGACCAUGCCAAAGUGCGGAAACACCAGCGUAAGUUCCUCCAAGCCAUUCAUCAAGCCCAGAAGUUGAGGAGCGUGAAAAUGGAGCAACGGAAGCUGAGUGACCAGGCAAACACGUUGGUGGAUUUGUCUAAGACGCAGAAUGUGAUGUAUGACAUGGUGUCCGAACUGCAGGAACGCAAUGAGGACCUGGAGAAGCGUAUCACUGUCUUGGAGGGCAAAAUUGACCUAUUGGGACUCACCCUCCAUGCCCUUCCAGGCCUUGUUAGCCAAGCCAUACGUCAGCAGCACCGGGCCCUGGCCCGCACAUGCGGCAACUCCAACAGCUCCGAACGCUCCUCCUGGACUCCCACCCGGCGGCGGAAAUCUCCCUCCACCGCCCCCCACACAUCUUCGGACAGCGGCUGAUGGCACCUCACCUGCCCGGCCCCGUUCGCUCCUUUGCGCAUCUAGAUAUCUAUAUCUAUGGCCAUUGUGUGGCCGGUUUUUUCCUCCCCUCUCAGAGCUUUUUUUCUGGAAAGCCCUGUACAGUUCAGACGACAACCUCCCGGAUGCUUUUGCCCUGAGAUGGACGCAGGUGCGAGAGGGGCGAUGGAGGCUCCCAUGGAUGCGCAGGACGGGCUGACAUUCCGGGCCAGUUCCAAUGCAACAUCCCACAAAGCCAUUUCUUCUGUUUAAAAAAAUUAAAUCCUGAUGUUGUUGGGGGAGGGUGAAGGUUGGGGAACCCCUGUUUAAAAAUGUCAUGCAGAUCCAUUGUAGAAAAGGAGAAGGAAAUUUGAGGUUCAGGGUGGUGGAAGGGGGCAGGAGGGAUGGAUAAGGUUGUAGCCUGGUUCUUGGUGAGUUUGUAAUGGGAUUGAAAACUGAAACAUGGUAUUCUCUCCUGACUAAGCUCUGCAGCUUUAAAUGUUGGACUAGUACUAAGGCAGGGGUGGGCAACUCUUUGAGGGCCAAGAGCCAAAUCCCCCCCAGUCCUUCCAUGGGCUGUACCUCUUCCCACAGGAAGCCCAAGUCCCCCCAUUUUCCUCUGUGGCCCUUCUCAAAAUGGCUGUUCUCAGAACAAUUAAUAAUCCAUUUGCCCACCCUUUUGCUAAAAAAAAAAAAAAGGGAAAUCCAUUCUACAUCUCUCCAGAAUGAGCAAGAAAAAGAAGGAAAUUAUUUCUUCAAAAACCCACAAGAUCUUAACAAGAUGCUGCUGUUCGUGGCGGAGGGUUGGUGCUCUAGUACCACUGAUGUGGCGUCUUCUGAGAUUUUAACAGUAUUUUAAUACGUACCAUAGUUGGUUCUAGCAUUAAGGAAACGCACACUCUCUUGGCAGAACCAGCAAGGAAUGGAAAUCUUUUUCUUUUCUUUUUAGGGGAAAAAAAAGAGAAGAGCAGAUCUCAAUAAUACGUUGGAAGCAGGAAGCUGACAUGGUUACAUCCCAGUUCAUGAAAGAGUAAGCUCUGUUUUCUGGGAUUUGAAUGAUAUUUGAAACCGUGGGCAGGUCUGAUGCGAAAGAAACACACAUUUGUCAUUUUUUAAAAAGAUUAGGCAAU